Messenger RNA from Hypanus sabinus (Atlantic stingray), 8801 nucleotides. RefSeq names its product cyclin dependent kinase 6 (gene cdk6). The record is from RefSeq and is a predicted model, not a curated record. Gene Ontology annotation, biological process: regulation of gene expression; protein phosphorylation; G1/S transition of mitotic cell cycle. Gene Ontology annotation, cellular component: cyclin-dependent protein kinase holoenzyme complex; nucleus; cytoplasm. Gene Ontology annotation, molecular function: cyclin binding; ATP binding; cyclin-dependent protein serine/threonine kinase activity. The transcript has 8 exons. The coding region runs from base 927 to 1904 and encodes 325 amino acids. Lineage: Eukaryota; Metazoa; Chordata; Chondrichthyes; Myliobatiformes; Dasyatidae.
UUCUGUAAGUAACUCAAUUAUUACAGAUUUGCCCAUCCUUUUGGAAAUAAUAAUUGGUUGAGUUUACAAAGUUUCUCUGAAGCUUAUAAACAAGAGACUCAAGAAACAUACUCAGUGACUACAUGGAGGAACAUUUGUGUUUGUAGCUAAUUCCACAGACCUGUAUCUCUUCAUUCUCCACUCUCGGUUCUUCUGUCGUCACAUUGUUGUUAAAACAGAAGAUCUGAUACGGAAAAGAAAUCUCCAGCCUCAUUAUCCUGUCCUCUUUAAGGUAUUGUUUCACAAGAAGGUGCGGAAUAGAUUGAUCACUGGCCUGCAGCUAUUUUGAUCAACCUGAGGAAUUUUGGAUCUAAUUUACAUACGAUAUGCGUGUAUAUAAUAUAUAUAAACCAUCGUGACACACGAAUAAGUAAUCUUUGAAGUUUUUUUCUCUCUCUAAACGAACCAAUUCACAUUUCCUGGAACGAAACUAGGUUUCUGUUUUCGGCACUGUGGUGUUUUACCCCAGCUCCGGCCCCGCCUGAUCAGUUUGGCCUCAAUACCCCUAAGAUCAGAACGCUGGUGAGAAACAUUCAGUGAAAACGCACCCAGCUUUGAGUACAUGUGCAAGUGUUGGUAUACAGAAACGUGGUCCGCUUCCCUUUUAAGUAUUCUGGGUAAGGGAGGUAUUUUGUGACUGGCUCUUUGGACGUGUUGUUUUGGAGAGAGUCAGCGUGGUUUAGUUCGAUCCUCUUUUUAUCGGUCGUUUGCGAGGGGUUUAAACUGGUCGCUUCCACAUUACUGACCAGGGCAAAGUAAUAAAAUCUCGCUGAAGGAUUUCGGUUGAUGGUUGGCAGCGUGGACAAGGACACUAUAAAGAAUAUGUGAUCGGCGCGAAGAACCACCCAACUCGUUUCUCGUCUCAGAGUGUCGGACAGCGGGGGGCCAUGGACGCCAAGGACGGCAGUUUCGCGGAGCGCUACGAGCCAGUGGCCGAGAUCGGGGAGGGAGCGUACGGCAAGGUUUACAAGGCCAGGGACAGGAAACACGAAGGGCGCUUCGUGGCUCUCAAGAAAGUCCGGGUGCAGACCGGGGAGGAGGGGAUGCCGCUGUCUACCAUCCGUGAGGUGGCCGUCCUCCGGCAGCUCGAGUCCUUUGAACAUCCCAACGUGGUCAGGUUGUUUGAUGUUUGCACCGUGUCUCGGACAGACCGUGAGACCAAAUUGACUCUAGUCUUUGAACAUGUUGACCAAGAUCUGACUACCUAUCUGGAGAAAGCCCCAGAGCCAGGGGUCCCCCCGGAAACAAUAAAGGACAUGAUGUUGCAGCUGCUGCAAGGGUUGGACUUCCUCCAUUCACACCGCGUGGUCCAUCGAGACCUGAAGCCCCAAAACAUACUCGUAACCAGCAACGGCCAAAUCAAGCUUGCGGACUUUGGCCUGGCUCGCAUCUAUAGUUUCCAGAUGGCUCUUACAUCUGUGGUUGUCACUUUGUGGUACCGGGCACCGGAAGUCUUGCUGCAGUCAAGUUACGCAACGCCAGUUGACCUAUGGAGUGUUGGCUGUAUAUUUGCAGAGAUGUUCCGUCGUCGAGUUCUCUUUCGUGGCAAUUCCGAUGUUGACCAGUUAGGAAAAAUCUUUGAUGUACUUGGUCUUCCCAGUGAGGAUGACUGGCCAACAGAUGUGGCUCUGCCAAAAAAUGCAUUUUCUACAAGAUCACCACAGCCCAUACAGGACUUAGUACCAGAGAUAAGCGAACCAGGGAAAGACCUGCUGCUGAAAUUCCUAACUUUUAAUCCAGAAAAGAGAAUAUCUGCUUUCGAUGCACUGUCCCACCAGUAUUUUAUGGACCACGAGAAACAUGCUGAGAGUCAGAACGUGUCUCUAUCUCCUAACCAGCCUUCUUCUGAAGUGAAGACAGCUUAGCAUUCUCAAAAGUUUUGUUUUGUUCCUGAGAGGUUUACUUGACAAGUCAAAUAUUUUGCGAUAUAGCAAUAUCUCCUCCAUAUGCUGCUUUUGAAACGUCUCUAACUUGUGCUUUCUUGACUUAAUGCCCCACAUUAGUAUUUUUGAAACAAUGCAAGAACUGUUGCGGUUUCUGCCACCGUCCCUCAUGUCUCCACCUUCACUUGUGGAUAAUUCUGAACAUAAUUAAAUGCUGCAAAUGUUACCUGAAUGUGGAAUGCUGCAACGGUGAAGUGGAACACCAAAUACAAUCACUGCCAGACCUGCUAACUCUUAUGUACCCAGCUGCUAAGGCCAGGUUUCGAUCAGUAAAUCAAAAUGUUAAGUUUUCUAACUGACGAAUGUUUUUUGAACAACUUCAAAAUGGACAACUUCAGCCACGGUCCCUGAUACUGUGAAUCUUCAAUAUCAGCCAAAUUGGCAAGAAGUCACAAAAUCCAUUGAAGGAGGUCGCUUUGUGGCAUUAUUGGGAAGAAGACAUUUUGAAAGUUAUUUUUUUUUAAAAAAUGCAUCACAUUUUCUUGACAGAAAACUAUAAAAUUCAGGACUACUUUUCUGCUAUUGUUGCUUAUUAAUGGUAUUUUUGAAAUAAUUGUGUUAACAGAAGAGAGAUAUCUGCUAACAAAAAUUUAACUCCCUGGAGUUAUCAAAAUCUUAACACAUAUCAAAAUAUUUCUUUGCAAAGUGAGACAGCUCAUGUAUGGAAGAUGCUCUGUAAAACUUAAAGCAUUGUAACACUCCUGUCUCGCGCUUACAAAACAUUAAAUGCCCAUUGUAGCACCAGGUGAUCAAGUGUAGAAGGUUGAAGAUGACCCAAUUAGUGCAUGAAGUUUUUGAACUUGAAACAGGCUUGAUAUUCACCACCUUCAUAUAAAAACCUUGAAGAAAUAAAAAUUUGUCUGUAAAUGUAUGAGUUUUUGCCCAGUUUACUCUGCCGGCAUAUAGUGUUUGCUUGUGGAAAACUGGAUACUAGAUGUGCAUCUUCCGAGUGAAGCUGUAAACUUAUUGAGACAUUAUUAAGUGGCAUCACUGUUUGUUUGUCGCAGAUUUGCAUUCUUCCAUUUUUAUGUAUAUAUCUGGAAUGAAAACAAAUUGCAAAAAUGAAGAUGCUGGAAGUACUCUGGAGACCAGUCAGCAUCUAUGAAAAGGGGAAUACAGUUGGAUAUCACCGGUAUGAGCUUGAAAGAUUAAAUCUGUUUCUGUCCCUACGUAUUGUCUGAUCUUCCACAUACUUCCAGCAUUACUGGGUUUAUUCUGUAUCUCCAGCAUUAGGAUUAGGUUUCAGAUUAGGAUAUUGUUGGUCUCAAAUUGUAACAAAUAUGUAUUUUUUUGAAGACAGACUUUACUAUUAUCGCUGAUGGAUGGCUUCAGUUGGGCUGUCGAUAGAGUCCUGGGCCAGUCUUUCAGACUUUGAAGGUAUAGCCCAUCAAACGUUCUUCUUCCAAGGAUGAGGUCUUUAGAACCCUAACUCUUUUGGUCUUUCUGUAGCUUUAGGUUUUUGUGGAAUGGGGUUGCUAGCCCCAUGUCCAACUUUUCUCUCCAGCCAGGCUUGGGACUGCCUCUGGUGGAGUUAUAAACUAUGUGGAAGUGAAAUGGUGUAUAUAAUUAAUUUGCAUUUAUUACCCUUGAAACUCUGCAGUUUACAUAAUUGAUUGUUGGUGAGAUUGGCUCAAAUGUUGUGGUCAGCUGUGAAAUGGAGCUUACUUUGAAAGACAACAGCCUCUGUGGUCAGAAUUUUACCCUGCCCAGUGGCAGUACAGCCAGGUACCUUCUUGUGGGGGUCCCUACCAGUCAAACACCAGUAAUGUGAUCAGGCCAUCACACCAAUGGUGAUAUUAACAUUUAGAUAAUUUAGAAACUGAAAUAUCUGAAAUAAACUUUUUAGAAAGAAAAUAUCUUUUAUUAUUUUUGAAAGAGUGAAAUUUUAAAAUAAUUAUCUGGGAGGGGAGUGACAAUCUAGAGAAAAUACACUUUUGAUCCACAGAAAAAACAGGCAUUUUUAUGGCAUGUUUAAUGACCCUGCUGCUCAAGAGUUUUUUGUUCAGGUGUCAGUAGUUGGGAAAUGUCUGAUAAUUUCACUGAUUUACUGAUUUCUGUGAAUUAUACCAAUUAGACCCUUUACAGAAACAGCGGAUCACUGACAGCUAAUUCAGAAUUUCCUCAUUUCAUUGUACAUGUGCCUAUUCCAGAAAUGUCAGAGGUAUUUUCCUCCAUUAUAAUGGUGAACUAUAAAAUCACACACUUUUUCAUUGCAAACACCAGACUGAUACAUGGUAAUGCAAUUUGUUAUUACGAGGGAACUAUAUAUAAUCACAUUGUAUGAUUAGUUAUGGUGCUUUAGUGACAGAUGACAUAGCAGAUGUGAUAUUGAGUGGAAUAUAUUUAGGAUGGAGUUCAGUGUCGAUGAAGUACAUCUCAUCUUUGUGACUAGUGGACUAGUGUGUGUGUGUGUGUAUAUAUAUAUAUAUAUAAAAUAUACAUACAACUGAAAACCAUUCACGAAUAUGUAAAUAUGUUCCACAAAAUACACCUGUCUUCUAUAAGUAUUAAUGUCCUAAACUUUUGGACAUAACAUUUUUAAACAAUGUAUUGUUUCCAAUUCAACCGGGGCUCCCUAUGGUUUUUAAUGCCAUGGUCCAAAACCAUUUAACAAGGGUCCAUGGACCCCAGGUUGGGAACUUUUGUUUUAGAGAAUUAUUUUAAAUAUUUCAAGACAGCCCUCAGGCUGAGGUAGAUAAUUAGUUUAAAAAACUUCAUAUUUGUGCAUUUUGGACUUAAUUUGAUUUAAAACAAAAUGAUCACCACAUUUUGGUAUCUCUAGCAGCUACCAAAAGUGGAGAGACAGAGAGCUCAACAAAAAGAGACAAGCAGAUAAUAAACUAUCAUUUGUUUAAUUAACAGUAGUGUGCUCUUUCUUUUAAAACUUUACGACUAUAUAAACUUACUUUGAAUUAGGAAUAAUGCAACAAAAUGCAAGUUGAAACUAUUAUUUCUAAGGCUUGUUAGGUUUGAUAUUUCCAUGUUGUGCAAAACCCUCCUUGGUGAUUCUCCAAGCUGCACUUCAUCACUUCUCUGAAACAUUGAUGUUAAUUUCUUAAGAUUAAUGUAAGUGUGAAACUGAAGUGUAAAGCUGUUGUUUUGUUUUUUAUCCCUCUGUCCAAUAGGUGAUAUUUCCAAAAUGUUAAGGCAAGGAGCAGUAUAUAUAUGAAAGCCAAUUUAUUCUAGAAACAAGAAUCAGAAAAAUUAGUUAGAUCUGUUCAUUGUUUAUCUCACAGCUAAGGACCCACUUGGUUAAAAUAAUAAGAAUUGUUUUCCCUGUCAGUUAAAUCUUAGAAUAAGAGGAAAACGCAGUUAAUGAUCAAACUUUAGAAGCAUGAUGUGCAGCUGCACACACCAUUCAUUACAAAGAACGAAUGUGAGAGAAGAAAACAUUUAAACAAAACAAAGUGUAUGAACUGGAAAGGUGCAGAAAUUGUGUGAGAACUGAAAAUCUGUUAUGAAUGCGCGCAAGGACUACCUUGAGAUCCAUUUGUGUGGAAAUGAGAAUUAAGUUCUUAGGCAUUACAGGAAUCAACGAGUUCAAGGCAUCUGGGGAAGAUGUAAAUGAGGGUUGUUAAUGACAAUGGCAGAACCUGGCAGACAGAAACUGAUAAAUAAUGCAAACUCGAUUUACUAUAAAAAAGGAGAAUGGUUAACAUUUUUUAAUUCAACGUUACCAAAGGAAGAAUAUUUUAUAUUAUGCAAUUGGGUGUUUGAAAUUGUUUGAUUAUAUCCAGGUCUAGAUUUUGUACGGUACAAAACUGGAAGUCGAUUAAACUAUUGAAUAUUACUGUUUGAUUGAGCUUGUAGAAGUGAGCCAAGUUGUGAUCUGAACCAUAACGCAUCACAGCUCUGUGUGUUUCUGUUUCUGAGUGUUUUAAGUGGGCUGCAAAAAAGGAUUAAGGACAGAAAGUUGAGUUUGACAAGAGUUUGAAUUGGAAGUGUUGCAUUGUGUGCUACUCUCAUGAUUAAUAAAUCAAGCCUUCAAAUAACUUUACCAGAUGGUUCAAUGGUGCUGUAAGAAUAGUUGAAACAUUUGAGUCAUGGUGUGAGGCCUUCAGUUAGAAUCUGUAUCCCUGGAUUGGAAAAGCAGGAAAUUUGCUAGAAUUCUGCUUAUCAAAAUCAUCACAUUACCAACAAAAGCUGCUUAGACUUGGUGCAAGCAUUUAAAGAGAUAUGCACAGCCACUAAGGAAAUCAUCUCGUGCCAGUAAACAUAGAGUUUGGAUUUUCAAUCAAACCUACACCAGAUCUAGGACAAUAUCACCGUGUUUAAAUGCCUUUCUUUCUGUAAUCUAUUCUCCAGACUGCUAUGUAUUAUUUUAAAUUCAAUAUUUUUUAGAGGAAGAUGAAAGUGCUUCUUCCUUCUCCCUGUUCUUGCUAUGUCCAUUCUCCUCUUGGUUCCAAGCAGGGUGUCAGUGGACCAUAAGAACAGUCAUAUGUUAUUGUAUAAGCUGCUGUGCAUUUGCUCAGCAAGUCAGGCAACAGGACUGAUAGUGGAGAGGAAUAAACAGUCAAUGUUUAGAGUUGGGACCCUUCAUGUGCGCCGAUGGUGGUGGUGGGGGGGGGGGUUGUUGGCCCAAAAUGUCAACUGCUGCCUGGCCUGCUGAGUUCCUCCAGCAUUUUAUGCCUUCCUCAAGGUUUCCAAUGUUGCCGAACACAUGUGUGUAGAGUUGUUACUGCCCAUGCACACUAAAAAUGAACUGCUGGUGCUUUUGCUGUUUACUGGCAUUGGUUCUCCCACCAGUCCAAAGCCAACCCUGCCAUAAAAUGGGCUAUUUAUGUACUAUAAUCACACUGAUUGCUGUCAGAAUUACUGCCAAACUGCACCCAUUUACAGCUGUUAGAUAGAUUAGUUAAAUAAUUUUUGUGGGACUGCAUGGUAUCAUAAUGGUUAGUGUAAUGCUUUACCUCUCCAUUGGAUAGAGAGCAGUCUUAAAGCAAGUUCUUAUUUAAAUAAUUUUGUUCCAUAUAUUUAUUCAAACCUUUCUAUUUGUGAUCAUAAGAGGCUUUGCUAAGAAAUAUCAGUUUAACAGUUUACAAUUGUAUGUUACCUGAAGUCAAGGAAUGCUUUGACAAUUUGCUGUUUGAAUGAUAUCUGGUUAGUUAGAAAAGAUGAAGUCCGCCAUGUGUUAGUUGUACAACUGCUAGUGUUGCAAAGUACAUAACAUGCAGAGCAGCCUUCGUUUCGUUUGCAUAGAUAACAUAAGGUUGCAACAAGAGUUCUAGUUAAACCUACAAUGGCAGUUUAUACUUUUUAUACAUUACUGUUUUAGUGACAAAUUGAUUUGUUGUAAUAUGCCGUAACAUAGUUUACCUCGGGCUCAAAUUGAUCACUCUGUUAAAAACUUUACAAACACAUUCACAUCUUCAGGAUGUAACAUGCACCUGGAGGCACUCAUGCUGAAGGGCCUCGGCUGAAAUUUCAUCUAUUCAUUCCUCUCUGAAGAUACUGCCCGACCUGCUGUGUUCCUCCAGCAUUUUGUGUGCCUUACUGUGGAUUUCCCUUAGUGACUUACCUUGACAGCUUGCUUAUUUUUUAAAUUUAUGAGCCUGCAGAUAUUUUGUUUCACCCCUUAUUUCAUGCAUGUUGUAGUUUAAUUUGAGCAUUAAAGCUGAAAUGUUCUGUGACAUGCUAAAUCUUAAAGGUAAUCUGGGAUUGGUUAACCCGACCAAACAUUACUGCACGUCAGAUAUCAUACAGUAAAGCAGGUCAAAUACACAUAUAAAAUAUUUUUCUGUGGAUACCUCAUCUAUAUAUCCCUGUAAGAUUUCCACAUUAAUCAUGAAUUUUAACCUAAUCCUGCAGGAUAAGGAUCCUCUGUCUACCAUUAGUCAAUUACAACAGAUUUUUUUCUGAAAGACAAUGGACUGAAGAGAACCAUCAACCAUGUUGAAAGGUCACAUUACAAUUAUUAUCAAAGUAUGGAUAGUUAUACAACCUUGCUCAGACAGCUACAAAACGAAGAAACACAAUAGAACCAUAAAAAACCAACACAACGAUAACUGUAUAUAAUAAUCAAUAAUCCCUUAAGUGUACCAGCAUAGAAGCAAAUUAUAAAAGUGAAAAUAAAGUAGAAAGUUGGCUCUUUGCUACUUGGUGGUGAAGCUGCUCGUGUUUUGUAAGUAGUUCAAGAUAGUUUAUGGGCUGAAAGGCUGACAUUUCUGAUGGGAUGGUAACUACUGCUGUCCUCAUCCCGUACUGGCAUCUUCAAAAAAUCUCUGGUCAGUGUGAAGAAACUUCACAGACAGGAGAAAGUUUCUUUAGGUGAACUAAUGAGAUGCUGUCUUGAUUCAUGCCCAAAUGAAUUCCUGCGUGCUUCUCCAACUCAGAUCAUGUACGCUUGUGAAGUCUUGUCCUAUUUUAUGUGACUUUUUUAAUCAAUUGUUUUUUUUAUGUCCAUGCCUGUGUAUGAACACAUUUCCACCAUACAAUUUAAAUUAAAUUGCAACAGUUAGCCUCUUUAAAUUUUAUUUUGCAUCUAGUAAUAUUUAUAGGUGUAGGUACCUGUAUGACUGGUUUGGUUGCCUUAGUUUGAUGCCAAAAAUUUUUUAGAUUAAAAUGUUUUCAUAUUUAUAAUAAUUAGUUGUCAUUGCUUUCUACGUAAAGCAUUCAUGAUUCAUGUUGGCUGCUAAUGUUAUGCCUUGCCAGGGUCUACUGUUAAACUAGGGAGCACAUUGGCAAGAUUUCACCAAUGCUGGUGUUGCUCGUGUUAGGUGAAGUUUUACUGUCUGCAUUUUGUGUUUUAUUUCAGCUUGAACUGUUCUUAGCCACAAUGUCUUUACAUUUUGGAAAUAAAUACAUCUGUAGUAUGUAAAA